AUGUCAUCCAAGACUUCGGAUCUUCACCACGUCAAGCUUCGCCGAGCAGAUCAUUUUGCGAGACCCAAGCUUUCGCGCCCCGGGCACUACCGCGGUACACAACUCGUGGCGGAGAUUGAGAAGCUCAAGCACGUCAAGCGUGGACUCUCCCAUGAGUCACACGUGAGCAUUAUUCAACUUCUCUCAGAUGGACGCAAUCCUCAUUGGUACACCCUGGAAGCCUUUCCCAACGAUGUAUAUCUUUACGAGCUCCUCGGAUCAGCAGCGAGACGGAAGACCCCCAUCCCCUCGCACUUGAUCUACCACUUCUUUCUUCAACUCCAUUCGGCCAUUUCCAUCCUCUUGGGCAAAUGCAAAGUGUCCCUCCCUUUUCUGAAUGAAACCGACAUUAUGCUCCGCUUCCCCGGAAAGGGGCACGAGUGGCUACCAGACGCCGUCAUAGUCAACUUCGCAGAUGGAUGCAUGCAAAACUCGACUUGUAUGCAAUUCAAAACGAUCAGCAACUUCCGAGAGAUCAUGCUCAAAUGCAUGCGGGCUGGACGGGUAUGCAACCCUUCCCAGGACCAACCUCCGCCUGAUCAAGGAAAAAAGGAGCAUGACCCUGCGUGGUUGCGGCUCCUAGGCGUACUAAAGAGCGAAAAUGAGGGCUUGGAUGGGUUCACGAACAUCGUCGGGAUACUACAGGACGCCCGGAGUGACGGUCUGAGAGAUCCGAUUGCUUGUGUGAAGCGGGUGGACCUCCUCAUUGGUGUCAACUAUACGGGAUUUGGGCAAUUCCAGAUGGUUAGGGGUGUCAGUCAGGCUAUUUCUAUUCUCCUUUCAUUUCUGAAAAACCCCCUGGAUCAUCGACUUGUGAAGGCAUUCACACUAUUCAAAGACUCUACUUUAGCCCCUGCGUCGAAGAUGAAUUACCACAGAACCAGUGACGAAGUCCGCGAACGCUUAAACCAAGACGUAGUCACCAUCUGCCGUGCCGGCGGAGGCAGCUAUGCGAUCUCUCCGCCAGAAAGUCAUCGCGGUGAAGUCGUCUCACAGGACCGCACUAGCGAGAAACCUAAUGACGGUCGAAAUCAACACGAUGAACGAGAUCCAGCGGCUGCUGCAGACCGCCGACCGCCACAAGCCCAGCCUAGUGCAUAA
Messenger RNA from Trematosphaeria pertusa, 1140 nucleotides. RefSeq lists its product as uncharacterized. The coding region runs from base 1 to 1140 and encodes 379 amino acids. Lineage: Eukaryota; Fungi; Ascomycota; Dothideomycetes; Pleosporales; Trematosphaeriaceae. The record is from RefSeq and is a predicted model, not a curated record. The transcript is spliced from 5 exons.